Messenger RNA from Ostrea edulis (European flat oyster), 2297 nucleotides. RefSeq lists its product as uncharacterized. The record is from RefSeq and is a predicted model, not a curated record. The transcript has 8 exons. Gene Ontology annotation, cellular component: cytosol. Gene Ontology annotation, molecular function: GMP kinase activity. Gene Ontology annotation, biological process: purine nucleotide metabolic process. The coding region runs from base 367 to 957 and encodes 196 amino acids. Lineage: Eukaryota; Metazoa; Mollusca; Bivalvia; Ostreida; Ostreidae.
UCAUCCACUUACCAGUGAGCUCCUGUGCAUGUGCAUUUGGGAGAAUAUUGCUUCAUGUACAGUACUGGUAUAUACUCGCUUAAUAAGGUUCAAGGCAUUCGUGAGCAAUAUUUCAUCGAUUGUUACUUUUUCCACCAAGAAAAUUUCAGGAUUAUGUCUCGUUAUAUCCAGAUCUAUAUUGAUUUAUUGCAAUACAUGUAGAUCUGGCAAGGAUUACCUGACUCUUAAUUGGUUUCUAUGGAAACUGGUACACUGAAGAAGAAAAAAAGACAGGCUAUAAGCAAAUUUGUAUGCCAAAAAUCUACAUAGAUUUACGUCUUCGUUUGGGAUACGGGAUAUUACGAAUUUUUAAGGACCCUGUCUUCAAUGGCAUCCCAACCCAUUGUGAUCAGUGGCCCUUCUGGGAGUGGCAAGAGUACCCUUCUUACCAGACUCUUUGAAGAAUUUCCCAAUCGAUUUGCCUUCAGUGUCUCACAUACAACAAGAAAACCCAGACCGAAAGAAGAACAUGGAAAAGACUACUUUUUUGUUCCGAUGGAAGAGUUUGAAAAAAUGAUUAGUGAAGGCUCAUUUUUGGAGCAUGCCCAAUUCUCUGGUAACAGAUAUGGCACAAGUAAGAUGGCAGUGGAUUUGAUUCAGAGAUCUGGAAGACUUUGUGUGUUGGAUGUUGAAAUAAAUGGUGUGAAAAACAUUAAACGAACAGAUCUAAAUGCACAGUACAUUUUUGUUAAGCCACCAUCAUUAGAGGCUUUGAGAAAAAGACUAGAAGGAAGGGGCACAGAAACUGAAGAAUCAUUACUGAAACGCCUUAAUACAGCACAGGAGGCACUAGAAUAUGCUGACCAGCCAGGUUCUUAUGACCACAUAAUCGUUAAUGAUGAUAUAGACGUAGCAUAUGGUCAUUUAAAACAGGUUGCAGUUGCUGCCAUGAAUUCUAUCUCAAACGGAAAAGAUUAACAUGACUGGAAAACAAACCAAGGGGCAAAUAGCAAUAGUUUUAUGACAGUUCCAGGGACCAUUGAAUUAAAAAUAUAUUUGUAUUUUAUAGUAUAUAUACUUUAUAUCUUUUUUUUAGAUAGGAAAUGUCUAUUUUUGUUUGACUUGUACCUUCUGAUAUUCUUUUUCUUCGUAUAUUUAUUAUUUUGUUAUCCAUGCGUACAAAUCUGAUUGAAGAUUCUAGUAGAAACAUAAACAAAAUUAAUGUUUUUCUUUGUAAAGUUAACAAAUCUCUGCAGAACAAUUUAAAUAAUAGUAAUUCACCUGACUUGUUAACUUCUAGAUCUAGUAAAAACCGGAUUCUGUAAUUCACCUUUAUUAGCAAGUUGCUUGAGCACAAAAAUGAGAUUUUUUACGUAAUAUUACAAGCCACUCACAAGAAUUUGUGUCUUGCUGAUUAAAACUUGUUAUUUUCCAGUGAUUGUCAGAUUUGUACAUAAGACUGGUGCCUAUGAAUUAUUGUCAGAUUUGUACAUAAGACUGGUGCCUAUGAAUUAUUGUCAGAUUUGUACAUAAGACUGGUGCCUAUGAAUUGUAUUAAGAUCUGAUCCCUGGAACCCUUGGCCUGUUCUUCGGUGUAAUACACACAACACACACCUCCCCAUUCUCUAACCCUUCCAUAAAUGUCUUGGUACCUUUGAACAUCCAGUUUGAUAUACACAUACCAUUAAAGGACAGAUAAUCACCCUUUUCCAUGGUCAUGCUUCUGUAUUAACUCCAGUUUUCGAAAUCUGUGCAUGGUGUGUUUUAAUCUUGAUCUUCAUGCAUGUUGCAAUUUCUCGCUGUUUUGUCUAUUAAUAAAUGUUGGGUGUUGAAAACUUUCUGGAAGCCUUAAUAUACACUGUACCUCCUAGUUCCCUUUACGGACCCUAGGUCCAUUUAUAUACCAACCCUCUUCUAUUUUCUUUUUUAUUAUUAAUGUUUUAUGUACAUGUGUUAGGAUAUUAUAGAAAUUUAUGUAAUAUUUGUACAUAUAAUAUACUGUCUCUACUUUUGUAUAUUUUCUUUUUGAACAUUCUUUUAUACUGUAAAAUUGUUCAUUUUCAUGAAUGCUAAGGUUUUGUUGACUUUGUACAAUGGACAUAUCCACAGUUUUAAGACCUCCUUGAACAUGAGAAAGUCAAGAGUAAAUAUUUAUUAACCACUAAUUCACAGGAACAUGAUGUAUUUUCCUCAAACCUCAAAACUUGGACUUAGGAAAAUUUGUGAUUUAUGUUUUAAUAUAUGUACAUCAGUGGAUUUUGAAUACAAUGUACUACAUUUUGAAAGUUUUAAAGUGUAUAUUAAAUGUGUAGUGUACA